Messenger RNA from Asparagus officinalis (garden asparagus), 735 nucleotides. RefSeq names its product major pollen allergen Ole e 10-like. Lineage: Eukaryota; Viridiplantae; Streptophyta; Magnoliopsida; Asparagales; Asparagaceae. The record is from RefSeq and is a predicted model, not a curated record. The coding region runs from base 99 to 464 and encodes 121 amino acids. The transcript has 5 exons.
CUAAACUUGUACCACAAUCCAUCUGAUCGACUGUGGUUCGAUCAUAAGACAUAGCUGUCGGUAUAAAAGCAGUCAAAGCUCACUUUGAAUUUAGAAGAAUGGCAAGAGGAGUCACAGCAUUACCAUCUCUUUCGCUAAUCUCAGCUGCACUCAUCCUGCUCCUCUUCACCUCAGGAUCAACUGUAACAUCAGCUCAGUCACAGAAAACUUGGUGUGUUGCAAAGCCUUCUUCAGAUGAAGCAACUCUUCUCGCAAACAUAAACUAUGCUUGUUCUCAGGUUGAUUGCGGCAUUUUGCAGAAGGGUUCCAAUUGCUACUAUCCUGAUACUCUCAUGUCUCAUGCUUCCAUCGCAAUGAAUCUCUACUACCAAGCAAGUGGAAGGAACAGCCCCCCCUGCCACUUCAAGGAUUCUGCUCUCGUUGUCGCGACCAACCCGAGUUUUGGUAGUUGCGCUUAUGCCUGAUAUGCAUUUGAUCUAUAAACAUGAAUUGGCUCUUGUUAUUCUUGUUUUACGGUUUGCUCAAAUUUUCUCUCGAGUACAGAUUGCAGAUGGCAGAAUAGAAGAUAUAUUCAUCACUAGUAUGUGUCAUUGUUAUUCCAGUAUGAAAAUCUUUUUAAGUCAGUCAUUUUUAUUGAAAUGUGGUUGGCACAUAGAAUUACAUCGGCAAGUUUGUAUCAUGGCUCUGUUUAAAACUUCUGUUAUCACUUUUCAAGACUGCAAACAAUAAACUUCU